CAAGACUCAUGCGCCCCUCGCUGCGCGAAUCUCGAAGCAGCUCCUCUUUGAUGGAGGCGCCCUAGAAUUCCCCCCCCUUUCGAUCCGCAUAGUCCCCGUCCUCGAUUGCAUCCCGCGAACCCUAAGCCCCUCUCGGACGAUUCGCCGAGAGGAAAUCCACUUCGAUUCGCCUCCAUUCUUCGAUCCUUCGACCAAACCCUCGUUCUCCAUCUCGAGAGCUCUCUAAAGAUGCUCGGUUUGUGGCUUUCUGAUGGGCUUUGAGGCACCGUGGCGUAGGGUUUAAGGAGACGAUCAUGGCGUCGGAGGAGCUGGAUUUGGUCCAGCCGCGGAGGGUGGAGAACGGGUUGGGUUCGCGCAUGGUGUUCCAAGGCGACGCUUUUCCCUUCGCCCGCGGCGACGGAGACCAUGCCGUCGCGCGGAAGUCGCGUGCCGUGGGCGCCCCCGCAUCCGGGUUCGCCGUCGACGGCGAGAAGAUGUUCUCUGGCGAUCGAGACCCGCGAUUCUUUUCGAACCAGAGUUGGGGCGCCGUGAGGGAUGGGGGCUCGCCUAGUGGUGACGGAUCGGAUGGGGAAGAAGAGGACGAGGAGGAUGAUGGCGAUGACGAUGAUGAGGAUGUCGAUGAGGGGGAUGGCUUGGUGUCAGUGGACGAAGGCAAUUACAAAGCUAACAACAAUAGCAGCGGUAGUGUACAGAGUAGUUCGGAGAAGAUUCACGACGACAGGGCAAAUUCACAGGAGCGUCAUUCAUCUUUUGGAUUGAGUAGAGGAGUGGUGGUGAAGGAUGGGAAUGGAGGAAGAGGAAAUUUUGGGGAGCAGCAAUACCAGCAGGGUCGGAUGGAUGGUUACGAGAAUGCUAUUGCUGUCGUUGAUCCUCACCCAUACUCCACCCAUGCAAUACAUGGGGGAGAGGGAUCAAGUUUUGCACAGAAGGAGGUGGGAGGGGAGAAUGGAUGUGGGUUCAGUGGUAGAAGGGAAGUUGGGUUAACAGCUGGUUACUGGGAGUCUUUGAGGGCACACCUCUCAGAUCCAAUAACAGGUGCUCUCAUGGACGAUGCAAUAAUAUUAUCAUGCGGACAUUCUUUUGGAAGUACUGGAAUGCAGCAUGUAUAUAGAAUGAAAGCUUGUUUCAAAUGUGCUCAGCCAGUUUCAGAAGAUUCCGUCCGACCAAACUUGGCUCUUCGUUGUGCAAUUCAGGCUUUCCGCAGGGAAGAAGAGUCACAGUCAUCAAAAGCAUCCAAAAGAAGAAGAGAUAGGUUUGAACAAGACAAAUGUAGUUAUGUCGAUCCUUUUCCGGUAGAUUUUUCUCGGGGUAAAGGUGUUCAAUUUCCAUUUUCAGUUUCUGAUCGGGUUAUAAUCAAGGGAAACAAGAGGACACCACAGCGGUUUGUUGGACGUGUGGCAGUUGUGACAACACAGUGCUUAAAUGGAUGGUAUGUAGUGAAGACGUUGGACAACGCGGAGAGUGUCAAAUUGCAGUAUCGUUCUUUGACAAAGGUUAUGGAUGAUCAAGUGUCAAAUAUGAUCUCAAAUAAAGCUCAUGCGCCAAAUUGGCUCUAAUGCCAUGAUGUACAGAUGGAGUCAUGCAAAAUGUUGAACUGUUGCUGAGAAAUCUGAAAGCCCUAUUUGUUUUGUUAGUGAGACACAAUUAACCAUACAGCAUUCUGUACAACCAAACAAGUGACCUUGAUAAGUUGCUGUCCUGUCUUAUUGGCAAGUGCUCUAUGGUCGGGGUCUGAAAAGUAGGGUCAUAUAUAAAGAUGUACUCUUUUGUACCCGAAUAGUUAAAGCAAGUCUGGUAUCAUUUGGCCGUUUGGCCAAACUAUUUUGUAUCCAACUGAUUUGACAGAAACAAUAGAGUGUUGAUUUUCAGAUUGGCCAAAGA
Messenger RNA from Elaeis guineensis (African oil palm), 1881 nucleotides. RefSeq lists its product as uncharacterized. The record is from RefSeq and is a predicted model, not a curated record. Gene Ontology annotation, biological process: protein ubiquitination. Gene Ontology annotation, molecular function: ubiquitin-protein transferase activity. Lineage: Eukaryota; Viridiplantae; Streptophyta; Magnoliopsida; Arecales; Arecaceae.